Molecule: messenger RNA, 1727 nt
Organism: Leucoraja erinaceus (little skate)
Lineage: Eukaryota; Metazoa; Chordata; Chondrichthyes; Rajiformes; Rajidae
Gene: tssc4
Product: tumor suppressing subtransferable candidate 4
Exons: 3
Coding region: 354-1409 (351 amino acids)
Source: RefSeq, a predicted model, not a curated record
UCAUUGGUCCCCUCGAUCAGUCAUUUCCGGUGAGUGCGAGUGAGCGGUGGGAGAAGGUCCUGUAACGGAACGCGCCGCGUCGUACCUGGGAAUCAGGCCGCAUCGUGACUAGGGGGAUAUGGACUCGGAGUCACAGCUCAAUGAAGAUAGAACCGCUGUCCUCUUAGAGUUAAGCAGUAUCCUGUCCACCGCUCAGAAUCUUGUUUGCGAGCUCAGAGCCUUGGUAGCAUUGACAGAUCGAGAAGGAGGGAAACUAGCCCAUUCUCAGAACAAAGCUGUGAGCUCCCUGGACAUCUGGAAGCACCUGUUUGCUGCAGUUCCCACAGAAGAUAACAGUUCAUCGUUGCAAUAAAAUGGCAGAUAGGGAGACCAACUUGGUUUCCACAGAUCUCUUACUUCAAAGAGACCAAGACCAUGAAACCAGAUUAUUCAGUGAUGUAAUAUCCCUCAGUGACUCUGACUCGGAGACUAAUCCACAGUCACUUAAUUCCAUGUCAUCUCUUGGUGAGUCUGAUCCAGAUCCCUGGGGCCUAGAUGACUCGCUUGUUGAGCCCCAAUGUGAUUACACGUCAGAUUAUUCUCUGACCACUGUUGGAAAUAGUCCUCCAUCACAGCUGUUUCAGCUACGGGGUGCUAGUUCCGGGUUCACUUCGCGUAGUCACAAUAUAUUCAGUGGCUUGGAGAAUGCUGUAAAAUUUGAUGCAUCUCAACCUAAAGACAAGAUUAUUGAAGGAGAAUUCAAACGUCCACCAAAUCCAGGUCCCCAGAGAAAGCUGAUAGAGGGGUCUCUUCCAGGAAGCCUAAGCAGUUCUCCUUCAAAGAGAAAAAUAGUCAUGGAACCUCCCAGAGAAAGGCAGAGUAGUGCCUUGUGUAAAAAGCCAUCAUCUGUCCCAGACUAUCUUCUGCAUCCAGAACGCUGGACCAGAUACAGCUUGGAAGAACUUCCAGAAACCAGCAAUAAGAAGAAUACAGCAGUGGCGUUUGAGUUCAUGGAUGGGUUAAAGAAACAAAGAAAGGAAAAAUCUACGAUGGAUUUCAAUGAAAGCUUCACUCCCACUUUCAAUCAAGAAUCUGAUGGCGUUGCUAGUAAAAUCCUUUUCACAAAGCCAUCUAAACCAGAGAUGACAGAACAGGACAGUCCUGGCAGUAAGAAGAGAGAAAAGAGAGGUGAGCUCAGUCCAGUAGAUUCUGGGCAGGUGGAUCUGGUGCACCUAGAUUACAGUGAAGUCAAGGAUGUGGAUGGUGUAGAAGCUUGGUGGCAUGAUAAAGAUGCAGGGGAGCUGUCAAAGGACAGAAAACAAAUGACAAUGGAGGAGAAGGAGCAAGAGUCAGCUGUAUUUCAUAGUGGAAGAAAGAGAAAUCGUAAGAAUAUCCGCAUGAAACUGAAUAAAGAGAGAGAGGAUGACUAAUGUCCACAUCGUUUGAUUGUAAGGCUAUUGAUGUGCUGAUGUUUUUAAAUGGAUUAUCUUAAAAUCAAUAUUUAGUUAAAUAUUCCUUCAAAGGAUAUGUUUCGUUUUAUGUCUAAGUUUUCUAGGACGGCAGCAAUUACUUUGUACAGCUUUCCAAUGUUUGUGUUAACGUGUAUGUGGGAGAUUGGGUGGUGGGUGAGAUAUAAGUACUUAAAUGGCCAAAAUUUGUGAUGGACUGGCGACAAAUGGUGUAAGACCUUGAACUGUGGUAAAAGUAAAAUGUACACCAUUAAUAAACAUUUUAUCCUUUGAAUGUCA